AUGGCCAGAGGUCAAAGUCAAACGCCAAAGUCGAGUACUUACAUCCAGUUGCCAAAGAUCAAAUCUCCUGAGGCCCAAGUUUUCUCUCAGGUCCAUGUUGUCUUGGGGUGGGGCACACUUUCUUCUGAACGCUGCAUUCCAUUUGGCUUAGAUUUCCUCCAUGGUCAGCUUGGAUACUGGAGAAGUCGCAUAUUCUUCCUUGUUUGGUUCAUGUUUGGAAGCAUCUGGGGCCUGGAUGAAGAUAUACUUGGGUAUGACACAAUGGUGUUUCCCUCAGGUUGGCACUGUCUGACUAAUUGGAAGUGCCUUAUUUUUGCCAUCAUCUUGCAAUUCACCAAAAUAUUGCAGAAGAAACUCUUUGACAGGCCAGUGUGCUUGAAUUUGAUGCCAGAAAUGCACGUGUCAUCUGCUGCAGCAUUAGGGGACAAAGGUGACAAAGCCUUCCUGGUAUUGUCCCAAAGCACCAGCAAUGAGUUUACCCGCGAUGAGCCAGUAGUCAUUUUUGCGAAAGUUUAUGUGAUGAUGUUGACAUUCUACCAGUUCCAGAAUAAGGAAACCAAGAUUGUUGGCAUCCUCCGCGACAUGUAG
Molecule: messenger RNA, 588 nt
Organism: Suillus subalutaceus
Lineage: Eukaryota; Fungi; Basidiomycota; Agaricomycetes; Boletales; Suillaceae
Exons: 6
Coding region: 1-588 (195 amino acids)
Source: RefSeq, a predicted model, not a curated record